Messenger RNA from Drosophila kikkawai, 1835 nucleotides. RefSeq names its product leucine-rich repeat-containing protein 58. Lineage: Eukaryota; Metazoa; Arthropoda; Insecta; Diptera; Drosophilidae. The record is from RefSeq and is a predicted model, not a curated record. Gene Ontology annotation, molecular function: protein binding. Gene Ontology annotation, biological process: signal transduction.
UUGGCGAUCAGAAAAGCAGCCGCCGCGAUCGCGAUCCGCUGGCAUUUGGGCUGGGCGAGCUGAGCAGAGCGAGCGUCAAGUCGCGACGGUUCCACCAGUAUAAACUCUGGCAUUCAAGCAUCAAGCAUCUGUUUUUGUUUUCGUUCGCGUUAUUUUUUUCUGUUGUUGUAAGUGAGCGAUUCAUCGAUCGGUAAACAAAGCGAUCAGCGCCAUCAAGUGAGAAACAACCAACCGGAGCAACUGCAUCAAGAAGAAGGAAGGAGCACGCACAACCAUGGAGGUCUACACAUCGGACAGCUCGGACACAGAUUCGCGGGACCAAAAGACCCUGGACUUUGGCCGCAUGAGCCUGGACCUCAUCACCCUGGAGGAUCACCUUAGUUCGCCCCAGAAGGGUCUGCUCAAGGCCAGCGGCGAUAUCGAGACCAUGCUGCUCAAUCACAACCGUCUGGUGGGUCUACCACGGCUCCUGCAGCAGUUUGCCAACCUAAAAGUUCUGGAUUUGAGCUCCAAUGCCAUUACCUCGCUGCCGGAUGCCGUCUGCCAGCUGCCGCUGGUCACCCUGAUUGCCAAGAAUAACCUGCUGACCAACGGUUCGCUGCCCAAGUCGCUGCUCUCCAAGCUGGCCGGUGGUUCCACGCUCAAGGAGCUCAAUUUGAGCGGCAACCAGCUGACCCACUUCCCCGAACAGGUCACCGAGCUGCGUCAGCUGAAGUAUCUCUAUGUCGGCGGCAAUAAGAUCUCCAGCAUUUCGAAGGAUAUUUGGAAGAUGCAAAGCCUGCACGUUCUGUCCCUGGGCGGUAACCUGAUCAGCGAGGUGCCCGAGGCGGUGGGCUCUCUUAGCCAGCUGCAGGCCCUGGUGCUCUGCGACAACCUGAUCGAGAUACUGCCGACGAGCAUUGCCCGUCUGAAGAACCUCAAGUCGUUGCUGCUUCACAAGAAUCGUCUGCGGCAUUUGCCCAAGGACAUUGUGGCGCUAAAGAACCUGACGGAGUUGAGUUUGCGCGACAAUCCGCUGGUGGUUCGCUUCGUCCAGGACAUGGCCUUGAAGCCACCCACCCUGCUGGAGCUGGCUGGGCGCAUAGUGAAGGCCAGCGGCCAGCGACCAGGACCGUACGACAUACCAAGGACACUGGCCGAGUACCUGAAUAGCGCCAACUGUUGUGUGAAUCCCAAUUGCAAGGGUGUCUUCUUUGACAAUCGGGUCGAGCACAUCAAGUUUGUGGACUUUUGCGGCAAGUACCGUGUCCCAUUGCUGCAGUACCUCUGCUCCUCUAAGUGCAUCGAACCGGAGCUGCCAGCGCGCGGAUCAGUAACGGCGUCGGCGAGCACUACCAAUGCCAGCAGCGGCUUCAUGAUGCGCAAGGUGCUGCUGGGCUAGAUCCCGGCCCCGGCAUCGGCCCGGCCCAUUCCGGCUCCUGGCCAUAUCAUCCGGAACGAGCAUCGACCGGAUCGAGAUUCCGAUCGAUUUUGGGGUAGCGGAAGCGGAAGCCGAAGCGGAACGGAGCGGAGCGGAGAGGAGCAGCUGCUGUUGUUGAUGAUGAAUGAUGAAUUAUGAUAUCGGAUCGGAACGGAAAUGGAGGCGGAUGAUCCACGCUUUCGCUCCGGCUAUGGAGUCGCAGGGCCCGCCCCCCGCUGGAAUCCCCAUUGGCUUCACACACACACACACACACACACGUUAUCAAAUCCAAUUUGAACUAUAUAGUUACCAUAAGCUUGAUUACGACCUGCUUGUUUGCCGGCCAGUUUCCUCCUUGUUUCUGUACUGUUUGUUUUGCCUGCCUGUUUGUUAUCCACCAACUUAUACAAUCCAUACCAAAGAGUAGUCUUCCCUU